This is a messenger RNA of Stomoxys calcitrans (stable fly), 933 nucleotides long. RefSeq names its product lysophospholipase-like protein 1. Gene Ontology annotation, molecular function: palmitoyl-(protein) hydrolase activity; carboxylic ester hydrolase activity. The record is from RefSeq and is a predicted model, not a curated record. Gene Ontology annotation, cellular component: cytoplasm. Gene Ontology annotation, biological process: protein depalmitoylation. The transcript is spliced from 3 exons. The coding region runs from base 115 to 810 and encodes 231 amino acids. NCBI's taxonomy places the organism in Eukaryota, Metazoa, Arthropoda, Insecta, Diptera, Muscidae.
CUGUAACACAAAACAAACGGAAUUUCAUUCAGGAUAUGUUAAUGCUUUUCUUAUUGCAACGGAAAUUUUGGUAGAGCUGUGUGAAGACCUUUAAACUGACUUAUAACCAUCAUAAUGAGUUUAAUAGUUAAGCAAAUCAAUCCAACUUGCCGCCACACUGCAUCUUUGAUAUUUUUACAUGGAUCUGGAGACACCGGGCAAAACUUGUGGGAAUGGGUGCGCUUUUUGUUGGGUCGCGAUAUGACAUUUGAAGAAGUGAAAGUGAUAUAUCCCACGGCUCCCUUGCAACCGUAUACACCGAAUGAUGGUCAGUUGUCCAAUGUAUGGUUUGAUAGACACUCGAUAGACAUCAAUGCAAAAGAAAAUCGCCAAAGUUUGUUGGAUAUAUAUGGCGCAGUACAGACAAUUUUGAAGCAAGAAACUUCAGUUGGAAUACCAUUAAACCGCAUUAUUGUUGGAGGAUUUUCUAUGGGUGGAGCUUUGGCUAUGCACGUUGGCUACCAUCUUCACAAUAAUUUGGCAGGCAUAUUUGCUUGCUCGUCCUUUCUUAAUCACGACUCUAUUGUUUACGAUUCCCUAAAAAAGCGGGUAAAUACAGAAACGGAUUUGCCAGAAUUGCAAAUGUUUCAUGGUGGUCGAGACUCACUGGUCCCUAUACAAUGGGGCCAAGACAGUUUCGAUAAACUAAAAAGUCUAGGUGUUAAAGGUACUUUUAUUCCUCUGAAAAACACUCUUCACGAACUGAAAAAACAAGAAAUGUUAGAUAUUGAAGAAUGGAUUUUACAUAAACUUCCUAAUUUAAGCAAAUGAUGGUAGCAUAGCGCGAAUGAUAUAUUUUGUUUGAGUAGGUAGAUAGAAAAAUAAAUUUACUUUAAAAUUUUUUACUCAUGUUUUAGAUUUUUAAAUAUAAAUUGUUCCAUGGGAUCACCCUUA